AAGAAAGAACGUUCCAGUGCAGUCUAGUGCAGGAAUAAAAAACAAGCCUAAAAUCUUUAACCUAUAAGAAAAUAUUCAUAUUUAUAUUUACGUCAUGUAACUUGAAUCCUAUUAAGGUCUAAGACACAGGUUUUGAUAGCCAAACUUAAAAAAAAUUUAUAUUUUUAUUUAAAAAAAAAUUGUUAGGAAAAAGCCUGUUUUUGCUGUGCUUAGGAAAAUCCGAGAUGCCACAAAACCGGAACAAUUUUCAACCUGAUUGACAGAGUAUUAUUGUCUCACCAGAAAAAUAUUGAUCUGUGUAUUAGAAUUUUACUAGAUAAUGGUUAUCCUCUACAUCUUAUUUUUAACACAAUCAAUCGUAGGAUAAAUAAUUACAUUAUAGGAAAAUUAAAUCAACGACAUUAAUAACUCAAGCGAGAAUAACGGAACGGUUGAUUAAAAGAAAAGGAACAUUUUGUUUCUAUAUAUCAAUAAUAUAUCAAAAACUGUAACAACAGCGAUAGAGAAAUAUGAAUUUAUGAUAGGUUAUUGUUGUUUAAACAAAUUAAACAAAUAUGUAAAAGUGCACAAAAAUAAGAGUAAUAGGAACACCAAGAAUAAUGUUAUCUACAAAAUAUUCUGUAAAGAUUGCGAAGCGACAAAUAUUGGACAAACUAAGAGACAAUUAGGCACUGGAAUUAAAGAGCAAAGAAAAACAUAAAAUUAGAUCCGUCAAGACAUUCAAUAGUCACCAAGCACAUAGUAAAUGAAAAUCAUAUGUUUGAUUGGGAUAACACAAAUCUUAGACAUUAAAAAAACUUUUUAUAAAAGACUUAUAUCAGUAACAAUACACAUAAAAGAACAAAAAAAACAGCAUAAAUUUAAUAAGGAGAUACUGAAUUACUUGAUAGUGCCUAUUUCGAUAUUCUAAAAAAAAUUACCGAUAUCUUUUCUUAAUAUUUUGUAUUUACAUAUUUACUUCCAACAUAAUAUCAUCGACCUCCGCGCUAAACCUUUAGGACCUCUUUCAUUAAUCUCGGUUAAAGUUAACCAAGAGGCAUUGCUUAUUGUGUGAAAUAGCAAAUGCGAUUAAUCAAUUUCAAUGGACUAACUGAUCGAUUAAAUUGAUGAAAGAGGUUUCUUAGUCGAACACGAGAUCUUCUAUUGUUAAGGGACACAGACAUGUCAAACAAUUAGACAGAAAAUUUGACAUCCUACAUAAGACCAAAGACAUAUAAGAUAAGAUCCAGCAUUAACUAUAUACAUGUGAAGUUAGGUUAGGUUAGGUUAGGUUAGGUUGUGAAGUUGACAACCAAAGAAUAAUGAGAAGAAGAAUGGAAGGUUUGCAACCUGUUUAACUGCGCGUCAUUUAACAUUUCAGAUGUUGACUAUUUGAUCGGCCAUCUUAGAUAUGAGAUGUAAAAGGACCUAAAAAUAAAAUGGAUAUAAAACAUAAAAUUAUACAGAAGUUCAACGAGCACUUGGGAUCGAAUUUAAAAAAUCUCGAGAGAAUUUACGAUUUCCAAGAACAUCUCAAAGCCGAAAAGGAUGAGAUUGAAAAAUCAUUAUCUAUGGCAUCAACCACCACUCCUUCCAAAGUAAAAAUGGUGGUGGAAAAUGUGGAAUAUGUCAAUUAUGAAGUUGAGCAAUUGCAAGAGAUCUGUUUGAAGUUGAGCAAAAGGAUCGAUGAAACGUUUGGCAAAAACGACAAGAAUUUAGAAUUGCAAGAAAUUAUCGACAAGAUAGGUCAGCUGGACAAAUCAUUAUCCUAUCUAUACUUCGUAAAAUAUAUAGAAAACAGUAGCGACGAAAUAGAGACGUCCUUGUUAUCUGGUGAUGACCAAUCUAUGCUAACGCUAUAUACGGGCUUGACGAACAUUAGUCGCCAGUUGCAGAUGUCUGCGUGUCAUCAUCUGGUUAAUUAUGUUUACGAAACUUUGCACUUUUGGCACAAUCUGAUCAAGGAGAAAUUAUCAAAAGAGUACAACGAUUUAUUGAAAACACUAAAGUGGCCCUUUUGCGGAACGAAUGCUACUUCACACCGAAUGCUGAGCACACCUUUACCAGAGACAAUGGCGAGAUUCAAGAUACUCAUCGAAUAUCUCUUUUAUUUGCAAUUACCAGAAGAGAUGAUAAAACCCGUAGUAACAUCUGCGCUGUUGACAGACUUCACACCAGUUAGUUUACCGGUCGCCUUUUUAGUAAGGCCUCUCCGGCAAAGAUUUGUUUACCAUUUUACAGGAGCAAAAUUAACAAACCGUCAAGAUAAACCAGAAUGGUUCUUUACACAAAUAUUAACAUGGAUUAAGGACCAUGUUCAGUGGCUACAAAAGAAUAUUCAACCCAUAGCGGAUUCUGUAGGUUUUGGACGCUUGGACAUAAAGGUCGAAUUUAUGCGUGCUCUAGUUCAGCUAGCCGUUGAAAAGCUUCAUUCCGAAUUGUCCAUAGUGCAAUACGACGAUACUCUAUUUGCACAUUUAGUAGAUGAAGCUUUAGGAUUUGAAAGAGAGUUGCGAGAAACUUUGUUAUACCCUCAAACUCAGCCAGCAACCAUUUUCGUUCUCACGCAAGCCCAUAUUUUUGUAAAAUGGAUAAACAUGGAAAAAAAAUAUGCGACUGAAAAAAUGGAUGCAAUAUUAAACUCGAAUACAGCAUGGGAAAGACUAAUGGGCCACGAUAUAGAUGACAUGAAAGUCACUGAAUGUGCAGAUGCUUUUCUCACGCUUCUUACCACAAUUUCUGAUAGAUACAAACAUUUGCCUCAGCCUGGACAUAGAUUACAGUUUCUUGAGCUGCAAUUAGAAUUAAUUGACGAUUGGCGAGUACGAUUGCUACAGUUGUUACAUGAAAAUUAUGAAGAUCCAUUAACAUCACUCAUGCCGUACAUUCUCAACACUCUACAUUACGUCGCAACCAUUUUAGAAGAAUGGGGUGUAACUGUUCACUUUUUACAACUGCAUUUUUACAAAAAACAAUUUGAAGCUGUAGAAAAUGCUACUAAUAGAGGCAAUGAUGUUAGCGAAAAUAUUGGAGAGAUAGAAGGGACCGUAUUUGAUGAGGCUAUGGUUCUUUUGCAACGAUUAGAGAAAGAGCUGAUAAAUGAGAUUAGCGACUCAGUGGCUUUAGACAUAAAGGCAAAGAGUAGACCUUACAGGACAGAUAAAUGGUUCGCAAUGCAGUCUUCAAAAGAAGUUGCUUCAUUAUCAAUAACACCAAGCGGAUGCCCUAUGUUUCAAGAACUAGCCACGCGUCUUCACAUAUUGCAUAAUGUUCUUGCCUUGCCAUUGUUCAAUCAAGCUUGGAAGAAUUUAGCUGCUCAAUUAGAUCAAUUUCUCUUCGAGGAAGUUAUAUUGGUAAAUCAUUUCAAUAGCGGCGGCGCUGAGCAGUUACAGCAUGAUAUUUUGAGGAACUUGUUUCCAUUAUUUGGUCUAUAUAUUAACAAACCAGAAUUGUAUUUUCCUUUAAUCAAAGAAGGGUGUAUACUUUUAAAUAUCUUAAUGGGUUCAGCGAUAUUGCUCCAAGAAACGUUAAAUAAUAACACAAGUGCAUCAAUAGAAGUUUUAGCGGACGUUGGGGUACACAAAAUAUCUGCAAAACUAGCUCUAAAAGUACUAGCGACAAGAACAGACAUUAUCCAUGUAUAGGGAAUCUUACUCUCAAAUAUAUCUUGUAAAAAUGAUAUUUAUUAUAAUUGAUUUUUUUUUAAUGUUUUUGUUAAUAAGUUAGAUAUAUUUUUCUAUUCUUUAUUGUUAUAUUUAAUAAUAUAAGUCCAGAUAUUCGUAUAUCUUCUGUAAUAACCGUUCUUAACAUAGCAAUGUUAUCCCACCAUUAUCGGCGCCUAACAAUAGUAAGCGAUUGAGAGGAAGGACAGCCAUGGCAGUAAGAAUGCCUUUAAAAGCAUCGGAUUUUAACUUGGAUGAACUUAAUGAUGCAGUCAUUUCGACAGUAGUAUAGACACCAAUUCGAUUCGCUGUCGUUCCAAUCACUAAUUCCUGUUCAUGCAUCGCCAUGCAAUGAACAGGCUCUGUCGCACCUCUGAAAAUCAAUAAAGAAUAAUUUACAUAAA
This is a messenger RNA of Solenopsis invicta (red fire ant), 4045 nucleotides long. It is a transcript of the gene Rint1, whose product is annotated as RAD50-interacting protein 1. The record is from RefSeq and is a predicted model, not a curated record. The transcript has 14 exons. The coding region runs from base 1419 to 3623 and encodes 734 amino acids. Gene Ontology annotation, cellular component: Dsl1/NZR complex. Lineage: Eukaryota; Metazoa; Arthropoda; Insecta; Hymenoptera; Formicidae. Gene Ontology annotation, biological process: regulation of ER to Golgi vesicle-mediated transport; endoplasmic reticulum to Golgi vesicle-mediated transport; retrograde vesicle-mediated transport, Golgi to endoplasmic reticulum.